ACCACCACCAUCGCGACAAGCAAGCGCAGACGCCUCACAGAGGCCGCCAUUGUCUGUCGUCCGAGCUAGGAGGAGCUGAUAUCGCACCAUGAUGGAGCUGCGCAAGUACUGGGGUGUCGGCGGCCGCCGGUGUGGGGCCUGCGAGGGGGCCCCGGCCGCCGUGCACUGCCGCACGUGCGCCGGGUACCUGUGCACGGGGUGCGACGCGCGCCCGGCGCACGCCAGGGCGGGGCACGAGCGCGUGUGGGUGUGCGAGGUCUGCGAGGUCAACCCGGCCGCCGUCACCUGCAAGGCCGACGCCGCCGUGCUCUGCGCCGCCUGCGACGCCGACAUCCACGACGCCAACCCGCUGGCGCAGCGCCACGUGCGCGUCCCCGUCGCGCCCAUCGGGUCGCCCGAGGCGGCGGCCGUGGCCGCCGAGGCUAUGAACAUGUUCGCUGCCCGUUCGGAGGAGGACGCGCACGAGCACGGGCUGCAGCAGCAGGAGCACGGGGCGCUGAACCUGAACGUGGAGGCUGGGAAGGAGGGAGGCAAGCAGAUGGACUACAUGUUCUCCGACCUCGUUGACCCUUACCUCGGCCUCGAGUACCAGCGCUUCCCCCACGCCGACAGCGUCGUCCCCAGUGGCGCCGGCGCUGUCCCCGUCGUGGAGCUGGAUUUCGCGUGCGGGAUCGGCGCAAACGCCAAGCCGCCGGCAUCCUACAGCUCCUACACGACUACCACCUCCAUCGCCCACAGCGGCUCUUCUUCGGAGGUCGGCGUGGUGCCGGAGGCCUCCUUCGUCGGCGGCGGCGCCGGGAGCUUCGAGCUCGACUUCACCCGGCCCAAACCACAAACUUACAUGCCGUACACCACAGCGCCACUUAUCCACAACGUGAGCAUGCAACAGGUAUCGCCGGUGGACAACGCGGGAUACUUGACUGUGCCGGAGCGGGCGGUGGCGGUGACGGGGGAGGACAGGGAGGCCCGGCUGAUGCGGUACCGGCAGAAGCGGAAGAACCGCCGGUUCGAGAAGACGAUCAGGUACGCGUCCAGGAAGGCCUACGCCGAGUCCCGGCCCCGGGUCAAGGGCCGCUUCGCCAAGCGCGCCGACAACGACAACGACGCUGACGACGCCGAGGCGGAGGCCCAUGCCGUGCCGUCCUCGUACUUGCUCGACUUCGGCUACGGCGUCGUGCCGUCCUUCUGAUACGUGGGCCGGCCUGGCGCGUGGUGUACGUGCGCCUUGUACCGUGGAUGUACACUACGUAGGGGAGUAGCCCGGCCCAUUCCCAUGCAUGUACGUACUCAUGCUGAGCUAGCUCGAUCAAGCUAGUGAUGUACACUAGUAGUAUACUUACAGUUAUCCUUUUGUUAUUACUUUUGGAUCAAUUACAGUAGUAUUAGUAUAGCCGCCUCGAAUGAAUCAUCAAUCAUAUGCCAAAUUAUAUUAUUUUCACCCUA
Molecule: messenger RNA, 1443 nt
Organism: Lolium rigidum
Lineage: Eukaryota; Viridiplantae; Streptophyta; Magnoliopsida; Poales; Poaceae
Product: zinc finger protein CONSTANS-LIKE 5-like
Exons: 2
Coding region: 89-1189 (366 amino acids)
Biological process (GO): regulation of photoperiodism, flowering; regulation of flower development
Cellular component (GO): nucleus
Molecular function (GO): protein binding; zinc ion binding
Source: RefSeq, a predicted model, not a curated record